This is a messenger RNA of Oreochromis aureus, 584 nucleotides long. RefSeq names its product septin-5-like. The record is from RefSeq and is a predicted model, not a curated record. Bases 84 to 584 code for a protein of 166 amino acids. Gene Ontology annotation, molecular function: GTP binding. The transcript is spliced from 3 exons. NCBI's taxonomy places the organism in Eukaryota, Metazoa, Chordata, Actinopteri, Cichliformes, Cichlidae.
CCUCAGCAUCACAGAGCAUCCUGAAACAACGCGGAGACCAGACCGCAAAGACACCUCACUGCUUGGAGCUCAGUCAUCACAUCAUGAACCCCAAAAUCUCAUAUAAAUACAGGGAAAUCAUUGAAAGAAGUAAUCUGGUCCAUUCAGGAUGUCCUGCUGUCUACCAGCUGAAACCAAAGAAAGAGGAGUUUGGAACUCUGACUAGAAUGACCGUUGGAGAAAAAUAUCUGCACAAGAAAAAUAAAACCAUCUUACUUGUUGGUGAAACAGGAGCAGGAAAAUCGACUCUGAUCAACGCUCUGUUUAACUACAUCAUAGGAGCAACGUGGGAGGAUGAAGUCUGGUUUCAGAUAUUAGAGGAGGAGAGGAAUGAAAAUCAGACAGAAAGUCAGACACCAGAUGUGAUCGUGUACGAGAUCUUUGGUUUUGAAGAUAAAACUCUGCCCUACUCUCUGACCAUCAUCGAUACUCCUGGAUUUGGAGACACAAGAGGGACUGAACGAGAUGAGAUCGUCAUUCAAGAUUAUUUCAGUUGUUUGGAUCAGAGGAUGGAGUUCAUGAAGUUCAUGCAAUUGGUCUGGUGA